This is a messenger RNA of Lineus longissimus, 757 nucleotides long. RefSeq names its product small ribosomal subunit protein uS4. Gene Ontology annotation, cellular component: cytosolic small ribosomal subunit. NCBI's taxonomy places the organism in Eukaryota, Metazoa, Nemertea, Pilidiophora, Heteronemertea, Lineidae. Gene Ontology annotation, molecular function: rRNA binding; structural constituent of ribosome. Gene Ontology annotation, biological process: ribosomal small subunit biogenesis; translation. The transcript has 5 exons. The coding region runs from base 118 to 702 and encodes 194 amino acids. The record is from RefSeq and is a predicted model, not a curated record.
AAAAUUCAUAUAAUAGCGUUCGUUUAUAAGGUAUAAGUUAUAAUUUGAAAUCACUUCGAUAGCCUGAUCACCGGCCUCUUUUCCGCACGUCGGCCACGCAAGCCGUACUAAUUCAAGAUGCCGAAGGUGCCACUUGUUUGUAGUAAGACGUUCGCUACUCCUCGACGACCCUUUGAGAAGGAACGUCUUGAUCAGGAGUUGAAACUAAUUGGCGAAUAUGGGUUGAGGAACAAGCGAGAAGUAUGGAGGAUCAAAUUGACCCUUGCCAAGAUCAGAAAGGCUGCCCGAGAGUUGUUGACUCUUGAUGAGAAAGACCCCAAGCGUCUUUUUGAAGGCAAUGCCUUGUUGAGAAGACUCGUGAGAAUCGGCGUAUUGGAUGAAGGCAAGAUGAAGCUCGAUUAUGUGUUGGGUCUUCGUCUCGAAGACUUCAUGGAACGUCGUCUCCAGACACAAGUAUUUAAACUUGGGUUGGCUAAGAGUAUCCAUCAUGCUCGUGUGCUCAUUCGCCAGAGGCACAUCAGGGUGCGUACCCAGGUUGUGAACAUCCCAUCUUACAUCGUCCGAUUGGACUCGCAGAAGCACAUCGACUUCUCCCUCAAGUCGCCGUUCGGUGGUGGUCGCCCAGGCCGUGUAAGGAGGAAGAAUGCCAAGAAGGGCCCAAGCGGUGGCGGUGGUGGAGACGAUGACGACGACGAGGAUUAACUUCAAAGAGAUCCCUUAUCAUUUAAUAAGGAAAUAAAAGAAACAAAUAACUAAA